CUAUCUCGCGCGAGUAACAAGCACGCGAGACAAGAGGGAGGAAGAGGAGGAGUGGACGACGACGAGGAGGAGGAGAAGGUGGAGGAGGACAAGAAGCAGAAGAAGAAGAGGAGAAGGUGGUGGAGGAGGGCGAGCGACGGUGCGAGAAAGAGGUGGAAGAAAGCGGAAAAGAAAAUAACGGCGCGGACGGAGCGCGGGCGCGCGAGCGAGAGGGACAGCGCGAGAGGGACAGGCGAGCCUGCUGCUGAGCGAGAGAGUGUAGGAGUGUGAGGCGCCCGCUCGUCAUUUAUCCUAAUACAGCAUGACCUCCAACAAUUCGCAGAAACUCCCCACGACGGACCGAGUGAUCAAAAAUGUCCCGUUUCCACCGUCGCAUAAAAUGACAGUGGCAGAAGUCUUCGACGAACGAACAGGAUCCCCGCGGCCGGAAGUCCUCAAGCAACACUUUAUCCUCGAAGGUAGGAUCGACGAGGCUGCGGCUCUUCGUAUAAUCAACGAUGGAGCUGCCCUUCUACGCUCGGAGAAGACUAUGAUAGACAUCGAGGCUCCGGUCACCGUAUGCGGCGACAUUCACGGACAGUUCUACGACCUGAUGAAAUUAUUCGAAGUGGGCGGUCCACCCUCCUCGACUAAGUAUCUCUUCCUAGGCGACUAUGUGGACAGAGGUUAUUUCAGUAUCGAAUGCGUAUUGUACCUGUGGGCGCUGAAAUUGUGCCAUCCAACCACACUUUUCCUCCUCAGAGGUAACCACGAGUGCCGUCAUCUCACGGAAUACUUCACAUUUAAGCAGGAAUGUAAAAUAAAAUACUCCGAGAGGGUGUACGACGCGUGCAUGGAUGCCUUCGACUGUUUGCCGCUCGCCGCCCUCAUGAACCAACAGUUCCUCUGCGUACACGGCGGUCUGUCGCCCGAAAUUCACAAUUUAGAAGACAUUCGCAAACUGGACAGGUUCAAAGAGCCACCGGCGUUCGGGCCAAUGUGUGAUCUCCUCUGGUCGGAUCCUCUCGAGGACUUCGGCAACGAGAAGAACGCGGAACACUUUUCCCACAAUAGUGUCAGGGGUUGUUCAUACUUUUACAGUUACGCGGCGUGUUGCGACUUUCUGCAAAACAACAAUUUGCUCAGCAUCAUAAGGGCGCACGAGGCUCAAGACGCCGGAUAUCGCAUGUAUCGAAAGUCUCAGACGACGGGCUUCCCGUCGCUCAUCACCAUCUUUAGCGCGCCCAACUAUCUCGACGUGUACAACAACAAGGCAGCGGUUUUAAAGUACGAGAACAACGUGAUGAAUAUCAGGCAGUUCAAUUGCUCGCCACACCCAUACUGGUUGCCCAAUUUCAUGGACGUUUUCACAUGGUCCCUACCGUUUGUCGGCGAGAAAGUCACAGAAAUGUUGGUGAACGUGCUGAACAUUUGCUCGGACGACGAGCUGAUGAGCGACGGUGAUGACGCGCUCGAGGAAGUCGCCGCCAAAGUCGUUGUCCAAAAAAAGAAUGGUGCAGCAGCCAAUCUACGUAAGGAAGUGAUCAGAAACAAGAUCAGAGCCAUUGGCAAAAUGGCACGGGUGUUCUCCGUCCUGAGAGAGGAGAGCGAGAGCGUUCUGCAGUUGAAGGGCUUGACGCCGACUGGAGCUUUACCGCUCGGUGCAUUAUCUGGUGGCAAAACCUCUCUGAAAAACGCACUUCAAGGCUUCUCGCCGAAUCACAAAAUUACCUCGUUCGCCGAGGCCAAGGGCUUGGACGCUAUAAACGAAAGAAUGCCACCGAGGAAAGAUGCACCGCCUACGCCGGCGAACGAGGAGAAAUCCGUGGCAAAGCCGCCGCCUCCUGCGGGAGACAAGCGGGACCACAACAUGCCGCAACCGCAGUCGUGAGCCCCACACUCGUCCACUCAAGAUGGCGGAUGGAUGGAUGGGUCUUAAGACCCCGGCUAUCGCCGCCACCGAACAUUUGCAAACCAUUGCUCGUCUCUCCCCCUCCCCCCCCC
Molecule: messenger RNA, 1983 nt
Organism: Trachymyrmex cornetzi
Lineage: Eukaryota; Metazoa; Arthropoda; Insecta; Hymenoptera; Formicidae
Product: serine/threonine-protein phosphatase 2B catalytic subunit 2
Exons: 14
Coding region: 302-1870 (522 amino acids)
Biological process (GO): calcineurin-mediated signaling
Molecular function (GO): calmodulin-dependent protein phosphatase activity
Source: RefSeq, a predicted model, not a curated record